Messenger RNA from Alosa alosa (allis shad), 7529 nucleotides. RefSeq names its product TBC1 domain family member 10B-like. The transcript has 10 exons. The record is from RefSeq and is a predicted model, not a curated record. Bases 554 to 3412 code for a protein of 952 amino acids. Lineage: Eukaryota; Metazoa; Chordata; Actinopteri; Clupeiformes; Clupeidae.
CGGGGACGCGCACGUCGCUGUCAGAGUUCCUUCCAGCAGGAAAUACAGACGGCCAGUGGAUGUGUCAAAUCGCUUCACCAUCCUUAUAAACUGAACAGUUUCAUUUGAAAAAAAAAAAUGUCCAAGAAAAUGCCGGUUGCACGAUCAAGAACCUGAACAUGGACUAAAGGAUAAACCACCACUGUUUUGUUUUCACCUGCAACGAUGCGGAACCCACAAGCAAGCUUGUUAGCUAAAGUAGCAAACCACCCUGUCUGUUAGCUAACACUGCUAUAUAGGUAGCUAGCCAGCAAACAAGCUAAUCAAAUUCGUGGUCGUGGACGUUUGUUUUGUUCAACUCAUCUUUUCAACUCCGACACGUCCAAUAAGUAAUUCUCACUGGAUGUUAUUUGUCCAUUUUGAUUACAUUGGUUCGUUUCGAUUCACAUAACGGAAGAAGCAGUUCUUGAACCGGAGCUGUGGGGGGGCCGCGGACAAGACCCCCCUGGGCGUCCAGGCGGACUCCGCAAGCAGCCACGCGGGACGUGGACAGCGCCAGCAGUGAGGAGCAGCCAUGGCUGAGAUCUCCGCCCUCACCCCUUCUCCUCCAGGCAUGGGCGACCCCUCCCUCCCUCCUGCCCCCUCCUCUCCCCACGCCCUGCCCAGCCUGCCCCCCUCAGAGUCCCCGAAACAGGCCCUCAUUCCGAAGUCCGCCUUGUACGGCGAUCGUGCCACAAUGGGAACCCCGUCUUCCCCGACAACGAGCACAGAGAUCCCCACACGCUCACCGCAAGCGUCCAUGUUGGCGGGUGUAAGCAUCCCUGAAGCACCUCCGCUCUCUGUCACCAACGAGACAGCUGUCCCCCAGCCUGCGGAAGGCGCCGUGCCCCCCAGUGAAGAGAGUCGUGGGCCGGGCAGCACUGAGCAGGCGGGCAGCUUCGAGAUCCCGGGCGUGGCAGGGGGGGCGUCAGUGGACCCGGGGCAGAAGGAGACCGCUCCCUCCCCUGACGUUAAUCCCAGCCCUAAUCUCUACCCCAGUGUCCACAUCAACCCCACGAGUGCUAAUCCCGCUCCGGGGGAGAGCCAGCCCCCCUCCAAGCCCACUGCUCAGACCCCCCAUGAGGUGGCAGCAGCAGCAGCAGCCCCCUCCAGCACCUCUGCCCCUCCUCCCUCCUCCUCCUCCUCCAGUGCCCUCAAAGACUCUACCCAAAGUCAGACCAGCGCCUCUGCACCGACAGCAGGAGCACAAGCAGCAGCAGCACCAGCCGCUCCCUCACAAGCACUGCCUCCCCCGCCGCCUCCACAAAAUGCCAAGCCACGGGACGCCACCACCCCCUCAAACCCUUAUCCUGCCCCUGGACCCAAACCGGCCUCUCCCGCCACACCAGGUGCCUCCAAACAGGCCCUGGAGCCCCCGGGAACCCCGCCCUGGUCGGAGCCCCCCGCCCUGGUGGUCCAGGAGUCGGGCCCCAUGCUGCCCCUGCCGUCGUCGAGGCAGGCCCCGGACACGAUGAGCUACCUGGAGUCGGCCAGCCUGAUGUCGGGCACGCUGGAGUCGCUGUCGGGGCUGGGCGAGGACGGCAGCUCGGUGGGCUCCGACUCGGAGAUCAACGGCCUGGUCAUGCGCCGCACCGACAAGUACGGCUUCCUGGGCGGCGCGCAGCACUGCGAGGCCAGUGAGAAGGAACUCCGAGUGGAGGUGGCGCGACAGAGAGAGAUGAAAUGGCUAGACAUGUUCAACCACUGGGACAAAUGGGUCAUCCGGCGCUUCCAGAAGGUGAAGCUGCGCUGCAGGAAAGGAAUCCCGUCCUCGCUCAGAGCCAAAGCCUGGCAGUUGCUCUCCAACAGCAAAGAGCUCCUGGACUCCAACCCUGGGAAAUUUGAUGAGCUGGAGAGAGAGCCGGGAGACCCCAAGUGGCUGGACAUCAUUGAGAAAGACCUGCAUCGCCAGUUCCCCUUCCAUGAGAUGUUUGCUGCGCGUGGAGGACAUGGUCAGCAGGACCUGUACCGGAUCCUGAAGGCGUACACUGUGUACCGGCCAGACGAGGGCUACUGCCAGGCCCAGGCCCCAGUGGCGGCCGUGCUGCUCAUGCACAUGCCUGCUGAGCAAGCCUUCUGGUGUCUGGUGCAGAUUUGUGAGAGAUACCUGCCAGGGUACUACAGCGCAGGACUGGAAGCGAUUCAGCUGGAUGGAGAGAUCUUCUUCUCUUUGCUGCGGCGCGUGUGCCCCAUGGCUUACCGGCACCUGAAGAAGUUCAAGAUCGACCCCAUCCUCUACAUGACCGAGUGGUUCAUGUGCGUCUUCUCCCGCACGCUGCCGUGGUCCUGUGUGCUGCGCGUCUGGGACAUGUUCUUCUGCGAGGGUGUGAAGGUGGUGUUCCGCGUAGGCUUAGUGCUGCUGAAGCAGAUGCUGGGCUCGGUGGAUAAGCUGCGGGAGCUGCAGGGCAUGUACGAGACCAUGGAGCGCCUGCGCAACAUCCCCCCCGAAUCCAUCAAGGAGGACCUGCUCAUACAGGAGGUGAUCACCCUGCCGGUGACGGAGGCUCUGAUCGAGCGCGAGUGCAGCAUCCAGGUGCGUAAGUGGCGCGAGUCCCGUGGCGAGCUCACGCACCAACCUGCCCGCCGUCUCCACGGCACCCGCGCCAUCUACGACCAGAAGCGCCGCGCCGCCUCCAUCAGCUCCGGCGGCAGCCUGUCCUUCCUGGGCGUCGGCGUGCCACCACCGGGCCCCCUGCGCGCCUCCUCCAGCCUGUUGUCCCUCCCAGGCUUCCGUAGGUCCAAGAAUCCCUUCCACUCGCAGCAGAAGAAGGGCUCGCUGUCCGGGCCCUCGGGCAUGGACACCGUGUCCCUCCACGAGUUCUCCACGGGCGGCUCCACGGGCGGCUCCCCGGCCCACUCCGGAGGGCGGCCGCAGGGGAAGCACGGUCCGAGCCCUCUGCUGGUGGGCGCCUCCGCCCAGCCGGCGUCCCAGGUCCCCUCGGAGAACCAGAACCUGGCCACCCUGCCGCCGUCGGGUCAGAACCAGCAGGGGACGCCCUCACGCGCGCUCGCCCCCUCGCCCAAAGUGGUGGCGGAGCAGGUGACCCCCACCCUCCCCUCGCCCACCGCCAACAACGCUCCUCUGCCCCCCUGCCCCGACCCAGCAACUAAACCAGCAAGUGGGGCUGGAGGUGGAGCAGCCUCUGGAGGAGAGGAGGACGGCAAGAAGAAGAAAAGGAGCAAGGAGGAGAAGAAGCGAGAGAAGGAGGAGGAGAAACAGAAGGCCCGCGAGAGGAAGGAGAAGGAGAAGGCCGAGAAGGAGCGGCAGAGGAAGGAGCGAGAGCGAGCGGAGAAGGAGAGAAAGAAAGGCGGCAAAAAGAAGGACAAGGCGGGUGGUGCAGGGGCCGAGGCGGAGGAGAAGAAUGGUGCAGCGGCAGCGCGGGAUUUGGCCUAGUUAACCCCCCCCCCCCCACACACACACACACACACACACACACACACACACACACACACACACACACACACACUCAGAUGUCCGGCCUGGCCACAGGGCUGAAGCCCCGGAGAAGAGGAAUGGGGGGAGGGAAAAAAAGAGGACAAAGGAACAAAAGAACCAUGGAAGGGUGAAGGCAAGAAUGAAAGGAACACGGCUCUCCUGUUGAAACGCUUUUCAUCUCGUCAAAGGCAUCACCAUCAUCAACUGGACCACAUUGCCCAGUCACCCCUGGCUAUGGUCCACCUAUUCACCCCUCCUCUCGCUCCUCUCACUCCCCCUGCCCUUUCCCUUCCUCAUCUCCCUCACACCCCCCCUCUGUUUCCCCCUGGACUGUGUAUCUAUUUCCCAAACCUAUGUUCAGACAUCUUGGAAGGAACCAAGUGUUUGUUCGCCCUCAUAGUCCUAAUCUCAUUUCAUUGGACUGGUUUCAUUUCUGUGGACGUGUGUUUAAUUAUAAUUUACCAUGUGGUGGUUUUCAUGAAGGACUAUGUGCAAAAGGAAUCAAAUUGGACUGUGACAUGUGCUGAAGCUGAGGAGUUUUACAGUGGUGUAUGCCAUAGGCAUGUAUAUAGGUUGAACUCUACAUGGAUGAAGGACCCCCAAUGCCAGCUCAGUGGGUGGUGUCCAGCCAGAACGCCUGAUUAAAAAAAAAAAAGAACAUACUGUAUAACAAAAACUUGGUGAAUCUAUCAGCGGUUGACGUAGCCCUCAAGCCCUCAAGAUAUAAUUCUGGGUGGUCUGUUGAGUUGUCGGAUGUAUUUAUUCUAGAACUGUAGCUCGUAUGUAUGUAUGUAUGUAUGUAUGUAUGUAUGUAUGUAUGUAUGUGUGUGUGCCUUCGUAGAUUAGUAUAGUGUAGUUGGGUCUUGUCUAACUAGUCAAACUGCUCCUGUGUGUCUAUCCGUCUCCCAUGUCCCCCCAUUACUUACGUUGCCCCUUCUUAUUGAAGGUAUUAAAGGGGUGGAUUGGUGGAGCAGAGGAGGUUAAGAGAAUUUCAACAAGGGACAUUUUGAAGUCGACCCAGUGCAUGGUGUUGUCCUGGACUUAUGAAAUUGUGGAUGUGCUCAGUGUUGUCCGGCAAAAAAAAAAAACCAACAAAAAAAAAAAACAUAGGGAAAUAGUCUUUUAACAUUAUUUUAUUUUUGAAGGAGUAUCAUUUUAAUUAUUUUUCUUAUAGUCCGUUUUGACUCGACCCAUGCUUAGCUUAUGUCUCUGUUUACAGAUAGUUUUUUUUUUUUAACUCAAUUGCUUAAUUAAGGGGGGCAAAAAAGAUGUUCCUCCUUAUCACCUCAGGCUACAGAAGAGAGAAGCUUUUUUUUGCCCCCCCCUCGCCUCACCAGUCCCUCUCACUUUUAUGACGAGUGAAGAUGAGGAACUGCCAUUGAUGGGCUCAUUGUUUCUCAUUGGUCAUCAUUGUGUGUACGGUCACUUAGCCACCCCCCGAUCCUGUACUGUAAUGCCAUCAUGGUCGAAUUCGUCUUCAUCUUCAUCUUUUUGGUUUUGAACUGGAAAUUAUGGUCAGGUCUCAUGAGAAUGCAACUGGCUGUUGUUGUUUUUCAAGGAAUGUAUUGUUGAAACAGUGUCCCUGUUUGGAGUUGAACUCUCUCUGGAUACUGGCUUAUCAGGUGAUACAGAGGUUGAUAAAAGGUUGAUAUUAUUUUCUCAUUGUGACGUAAGCAGGAGAGAAGGCAUUGUGGUAUAUUUCAAGCUUGUUUUCCUGGUGAGGCGUGUCCGAGAAAGAUUCAACAGUGUAUCUACAGUUUUUAUUUUGUAAAUACAAAAUGCUAUUUAUAUGGGGGAAGGUUCAUAGUACUCUGUGAGAGGCAAGAGGCUGGUCAGAAAUGUUUGUCAGUGUCCCAGAUAGUGAAGGAUUAGUUUUGAUUUUUGCACUGAACCCUUAAUCGAUAUUGUUAUUAUUAUUAUUAUUACAUUUUGAAUCAGCUGAAGGCCCCCCUCACUAACUAACCACUUCUGUAUCUAAUGCACAGUAUGUUUAUUCAGCUGAACUGUUUGAGUCCUUAACCCAGUGUGCGUUAGGACCCUGUUGUGGUCAGGCUUGGUGCAGCAUUUGUAGCAUUAACUGCCUUCUAACCUUUUGGGUUUGUAAUGUAUCAGUGUAUAAAAUGUGUUAAUUUAAAACAGAUCUGCUAUAUAUUGUAUACUAUUCCUACCCUGAAGCUUACCUAGGAGUUUUUUUGUAUUAUUUUUUAUUUUUUUAUGGCAGCAGAAAGGAUGCCUGCUGGACUGGAAUAUUAGUUGGAAUCUUGUGCUUUUUUGUUUUUGUUGGAUUUUCUUAUUUAUGUUUUUUUUUUUUUUUUUUUUUUCAAAAUCUCACAUUUGUUUGCACAUUCAUAUCCCCAUAAUCUGAUAGAACAAAUCCCCUUUUGUAGAUCAUUAAUUAUGUCCAUGAAUUAUCAUUUUUACACCUGACAGUAUUACAGAACCAAUGCUUUGGCUGAGGGUGUAACUGGAGAAAGUGUUCAUCAUAUUUCUUUAACUUGAUGUGGUGGAGCAUCCUCAUCCCUGAUUGAUAUGAGGAGACUGCCUUGCGACAGCAGGCAAAACCAAAAUGAAAUUGCACUGGCAUUCCAAACAACAUUUCUAUGUUUUAACUGGAAGCUCCUUUUGCCAGAGGUGUCUUACACAGCAUUGUGGUUAAGAAAUCACUAUUAAAUUCACAUUUCCCCCAUCAACUCACAUGACCUUCAUUUCAAUGUCGAGUAGCAAGCAAAGUCGAUUAAACAAAGUGUCUAGUGCAUGAACUUAAGAUAUUGCGUGAUGUGUGGGUGCAUUGCUUAGAGCCCACCCAUGUUUGUGCAAUGUGCAUAGGAUCUAAAUGGUAUUAAAUUGGCAAAAUGAUGAUUUUUUGAAUGGUGUUAUUUAAUGAGCUUUAGUUCAUUUACACUUGUUGGCCUGACUUUGCUCUUAACCCGUCACUGAAAUUAGGACCAACAAUGUUAUUUGUCACACACACACACACACACGUGCACUUGUGCUUACACGAUACCCCCGAUAGGUGUCAGUGGGAGGCGCUAGUGGGUUACUGUAACGUAGAUUACUGACACUCCUCUAACGUUGAUCUUGACUUCAUGACAUCUGUUUGUGUCGUGCCAGUGAAAAGAAAACAUGGACUGUACUGUGCUCCUCUUUCUGUCUGUCUCUGCGUCUGUCUAGCUAAUGUUUGGGGACUGGUGUUGGGGUGCGAUGCCAUUUUUGUCCCGAUACACUCUUUUCUUUUUUCUUUUUUUUUUUUUUAAAUAUAUUUUGUUUUUCUAAAUUGUCACAACUGCUUUUACUCUAAAAGUGUUUUAACAGUGCUGAGGAAUUACACAUUGUGGAUGAUGGCACACCUGAAAAAGCCACUGCUGUUUGCUGAUUGAUCAAAUUGUUACUAUGCAACCCUAACCACCUCGUAAUGAUGAGCUCAUGGGUGUCACCUGGGAUACUUGAGCUGAUGUUGUGGCUUAAGCAGAGAGCGGUUUCAGUCAUCAUGAAAUGCCAACCAAACAUUCAGCUUAGUCCCCUCUUGGCGGAAAGGGGCUGUAGCCUGCGGCACAAAGAGCAAUGCAUACCAUUUAAAUGCCAAGAGGAAAAGAUUUGGUGUAUAGGACAGAAAGACUGAACUGCUCCUUUAGCUUGUUGAAGUUGGAAUGCAAAUGAAAUGUCAUGGACACAAAAGCACACACACGAAAAGCACUGUCAUGUGCAAGACAGGAAAUGCAUCAUCUCUUAAUGCACAUCCGGCAUAUGGAGGAGUUGAAUCGGGCGCCUUUAAAAUUAGGGCCGUUACAUUUCUUUGAAUUUGCCAUUUCAAUAUAUGUAAUUGUUUUCUUUUUUUAGCAUUUGGCACGUCUUCCACUCCAGCCUCCCAUGUAUUUGUGUAUGUGCUCUCUCUGUUUUUGAGUUUACAUGCAGUACAUCAGUGUCAGAAAAAAUGGUAGAUUAAGAAUCAUUCCUUAACUGCAGAAGAUAAUCUACACAUGACGUAUUUAAUGAAUAAUUAUGAUAAUGAAGAACAGUUGUGAUGAAAUAAUAAUAAUAAUAAUAAUAAUAAUAAAACAUAAUUAUAUUAAACUGA